AUGAUGUGUAAGGUGGGAAAAGCUUCUUUAAUAUUGGCUUUAAUUGUGAUUCAAAUUGGAUUUGUAAAGGGUUUCAAGUCAUUUGAUGUUGGUGGUGCAACUUCAUGGCGUGUUCCUCAAGCAAACCUCACUACUUUUUAUGAUCAAUGGGCUUCUUCUAAGAGGUUCCAUCUUGGUGAUUCUCUUCAUUUUGUAUACCAAAACGACUCAGUUUAUAAGGUGGACAAAUAUGGUUACUACCAUUGUGACACAACCAAGGCAAGUGCAUCCUUCACAGAUGGUAACACAUACAUAAAAUUGGAACAAACAGGGUUGUCCUACUUUAUUAGUGGCAUUGUUCAACACUGUCACAAUGGCCAGCGUUUGGUUGUUGAUGUUAUGUCUCCACAUCCGACUCCGGCGGUUGUGCCGCCACCCGAAUCUUUGGCCGAGUCGCCGGCGCCAGUUAAGGCACGUAAUGCAGCUUCUCCUAGAGCCAAACGACUUUCUGCACUCAUCCUUGGGUUAUUUGCUGCUUCUGCUUAUGUCUUGUUUGUUUAAUUUUAUUUUAUUAUUAUUAUUGGGAGACUUAUUUUGAUUUAUUAUUUUUAUGUCUUUGGAACAUUUAUAUAGUUAAU
Molecule: messenger RNA, 617 nt
Organism: Amaranthus tricolor (Joseph's coat)
Lineage: Eukaryota; Viridiplantae; Streptophyta; Magnoliopsida; Caryophyllales; Amaranthaceae
Product: early nodulin-like protein 7
Exons: 2
Coding region: 1-540 (179 amino acids)
Cellular component (GO): plasma membrane
Molecular function (GO): electron transfer activity
Source: RefSeq, a predicted model, not a curated record